GAAUAGAAGGAGAAAUGGCAAGUGAAGUAGUUGGGAAUGUAAAGUGCUGAAUUGUUAAUGGCGAGAGGAGAAGCCAUUGUGUGUGUGAGUGAGGGGGAGUGUGAAUGCAGGCUGCUGUGCGGGACUCUUAGGGCCCCUCGCCUGUAGCUUGUGUAGCAGAUUGCUAGUAAGUUAGUGGAGGGCCCGGGAAGUGUAUGAAGGAAAUGAGAAGAUAGACAUAAAGCGUGGGAGAAGCUUGCCGCUGCACAACAUACGGUACAGAGUUCAGUGCGCACAGUUUGAAUGAACGCAGCCAUUGUAGGUGGGUUAUAGAAGGGCAGCAGGAUGAAGCAGCCAACCGAGCACCGCGGCCUCGCCAAACUCGCUGUCGUGCAACAUCUGCGCUCAUGUGGCAUCAAAAUCAAGAACUGGAACAGCAAGCAGCGUCCUGAGCUUGGCAAAGCGACUGCCCAGGUCCUGCUCAGUGGAAAAGUCUUUGGUACACCCCUACAUUCCUUACCUUAUCAGUACUUGCCAGAGUAUGGAAAUGUACCAGUGAUCUUAGUUAUUGUUUGUAAAUCUUUGGAGAAGCAUUUAAACACUGAAGGGCUUUUUAGGAAGUCUGGCUCUGUCGCGCGACAGAAACUACUAAAGACUAAAAUAGACAAUGGAGAAAAUUGUCUGACCACUGCACUUCCCUGUGAUGUUGCUGGCAUCCUUAAGCAGUUCUUCAGAGAGCUACCUGAGCCUGUACUGCCUACAGAUCUCCAAGAUGCAUUUUACAAAGCCCAACAUUUAAGCACUGACUCUGAAAGGAUAUCUGCAACAAUGCUUCUUACCUGCCUCAUACCAGAAAGAACUGUUCAAAUAUUACAAUACUUUUUUAGCUUUUUGCAUGCUGUGGCUUUGAGAUCUGAUGCAAACAAGAUGAACAGCAACAACCUGGCAGUAAUAUUUGCUCCUAAUCUCUUGCAUUCAAAUGAUGAUGGAGAGAAGAUUUCUCCAAGUACAGAGAAGAAGCUGCGUGUACAAGCUGCAGUAGUACGAACGCUAAUUGACCAGGCAGCAGAUAUUGGCUGUGUGCCUGAUUUUAUCACGGAAAAGAUCCCAGGAAUGCUGGGUGUCGACUUGGUUACUGACACACCUUUGCCAGAGGGAUCUGAAGAAGGUGAUGAAGUAUCUCCAGGAGAAAGGAAAAGGAGAAGGCGUCGAAGUAUGGGUGUUUUGAGUUCAAUGGUGACACCAUUAAUUCUAACACCAAACUCCAAGAGAAAGCUUCCUGUAGAGUCUGUGCAAGGAAUUUCUAAUAAAAAGAGGAAAUCAAUGAAACAUAACCUGAAUUUUGAGUUGUUACCAAGCAGCUUAUUUGGUGGUGGAUCUACUCCAGCCUCAGCUUUGUAUGAUGGAAGCCCCCACCUUUCCUUGGAUAAUUCACAAAGUUCUUUUUCCCCCUCUGUCGGCACUACCAAGCACCUUUCCAGCACAGGCAACCUGAGGAGAAGCAAGAGAUAUGAGAAUAGAAAAGUUCAAAGAGUGGACUCGGGUAAAACAGGUUGCUUUUCUCCCAAGAUAAGCCGAACAGAGAUGGUGCGCAGAUCGCUUCGUCUUAGAUUCAGUUUGGGCAAAAGCAGCAAAGAUAGUGCAACAACCCGUUCCCAAAACAUUGGCUGGCGACUUGCAAACUCACAAGAACUCAACUUGUCUGGAAAUGACAAAUUGGAUGCGCCUCCUUUCCUUGCUAAAAGCCCAUUUGUAAGUUCAGGCUCGAAGAAAAUAAGUAAAUCCGAAGAAAAUCUGUUAACACCAAAAUCACCACAGGAGUCAAGAAUGUCAUGGACAGGAUCCCAGCCUUUCGUGUCAAAUGGGAUAAGUGGCGAGGGAACUCCACUGACUGGUUAUUUUGGUGCUUCAAACUGCUACUCUGAGCCUUUUCUUGUAAGUGGAAAGCCACCAGCAAUGCCUGUAGUUCCGCAAACUCUCAUUAACAAUUACAGGAAAGACACAGAUGUAAAAGAUGAGUCUUUAAAUGAAGAAGACCAACACCAUGCUGGGAACACAGCACUUAGAAUUACAAAGGCAUUUACAGAGUCUGGCAGUGAUCUCCGCUUACUUGUUGGCCUUGGAGAACCUCCAGAAAAAGAAGUCUUACCAGAUGAUUCUCAUAUCUCUGGACUGCUAAUGGGGACAAAGGAACUUAAAGGCACUGAUAAAGAUGAAGACCAUUACAGUGAUGGUGAGCUUACCUGUGUGCCUAAACAAGAUACAGUUUUAGUACAGAAUGAGAAUGCUGCUUUGGAAAGAAAAGUGAUUGGUAGUCCACUAAAAGAUAUGGGUGGAAACAGUUUGGCAGAAGAACAGCUUGAGAGUUUAUUAAUCACUGAGGAGGGAGAUACUGUAAAGCAGAAUUUCAGUGAAGACAAAUUAUGUGAAAGUUAUUGCAAAACAACAUAUGAAUUUUGCAGAUCUACCAGUGAGUCUGCUUCCUGCCUAACUGUUGAAAAUGCAGAUUCAGCUGAGAUGUCUUCAGUGUUGCCACCUUCGUCAAGUGAAAUCAUUCAGCUUUCUGAGCAGGACCAGAAAAUAGAGGGCUUCUCUGAAGCACGCCCCACUGUCUUAACAGCACGUAAACCUAGCAGGGUAUCAGAACACAUACAACACUUUAAUAAGCUCUGUUUAAAUGACCACAGUGUCACGCAGAAGCAAAAGUCACCUCUGAAAUUUCAACGUCCCCCAGUGCGUCAGUCUGUCAGGCGCAUAAACUCACUCUCUGAUAUGAAGAGACAAGCAAACUGUGCCAUUACCACACCAAAUAUGGGCUCCCCAAUGGUGAAAUCUAUUAGCUAUGAUGGCUCUUUGUCUUCAGAGCACUCACUGACUGAUCCCAAAAUUUCAUUUAUUUCUGCAAUGGGUCAAGAAGCCCAUGGACCUCAAGCUGGUUCUUUUAUUCCUGAAGAGAAAACCUGGUUUUCCAACCAGUCCCUGAAGAAUGUCCCAUGCACGGUUAAGUCUGUGUUAGAAGAUGUAACCAAUCAGGGUAUUCCCAGACUACCAUGCAAGAAGGCUACACCAAAUAAAACUGCCCUACGAGCACUGUCUGGAAGGGACUGCAGCCAUUACAGAGGCUCGCCAAGAAAUCCAAUUGCAAAAGUAAGCUUUCUGCCAUCUUCAAAGCCUUGGGACUUAUGAAGAGAUUCAAGUUUUAAGUGAACCACAAUCUUACCUCCCAAUUUCCCGUAUUCUUUUGAUGGAAAAGUGGGUUCAGUUUGCACGCAUGUUGCAAGCAAAGUCUUUAAAAAAUGCUGUACUGUUAAAUUAUUGACCUCCUUCAUCCUUGAAGCACCUUGUACAUCUACAGUUUAUAAUAGACACUGUCUGGAAGCUGGAGACAGGAGAUAAUGGUUCUUUUAUUUUCUUUCAUGCAUUGACAAUUAAGUGCUUGCAACACAAUGGAACAGAGCUGAAGAUCCUUUUACUGACAUUUCCAGCUUUUUUUCCCCUUUAUUAAUCAUCUAGGUGACUUGUUAAUAUAUGACCAGACCAUCUGUCUUAACUGUUGGAGCAGAAGAAAAUUUGCUGCAAUGUUUUUUUUUUCCAUUUUAUUUUUUCCAUUAAACCUUUUAAGACCUAUUUUAAUAACAACUUUAA
Molecule: messenger RNA, 3624 nt
Organism: Xenopus tropicalis (tropical clawed frog)
Lineage: Eukaryota; Metazoa; Chordata; Amphibia; Anura; Pipidae
Gene: arhgap11a
Product: Rho GTPase activating protein 11A, gene 1
Exons: 11
Coding region: 325-3165 (946 amino acids)
Biological process (GO): signal transduction
Molecular function (GO): GTPase activator activity
Source: RefSeq, marked provisional